GUGGCGGUGAGUGUCGUUGAUGGUUGCCGGCCAUCGCGGGGCUGCCCUGGCUGGACUGUGGGGGUUGGGGAGAUUGCCGGCGGCUGGGAAUUUCCUGCCCUUACGCCGCCGUUGCAGCCUGGGAAGGGUUCGGCUUCGCCAGUCACGUGGCCCGAGCGGAAGUGAGGAAAUUGGGAGCUUUGGAAGAUUCCCUUAAACUUUGCUGGUUUCUGGUUUCACAGGGAGGGCUCCCAACCUAUUGUUGCAGAGUUUUGGUCACUAAGACCAGCAUUUCAAUUCCCAAUAGGUCUGCAGUCUCUCCUCCAGCCCAGUAGAUUGUAACAAGAGCACAUACCAGAAUACCCAGGUCAAACCAAUUCUUGAGACAGCAUGGCAUUCCCAAUGGGUAUCCCCCUGUAUACCAUCAUUGUGGAAGAUGAGGAGGAGGAGGAAGAGGAACAGCAGCGUAUGGAGGCAAAGAGAAUAAGGCAACAUGGCAAAAGGCACCAUCCUACCAGGUACUAUCCUCCACAGCGGAUCUAUAGACAACGGCAGUCCUUUGAGGAUCUCUCGGAAGAUCUCUGUAUUCGAAGAGUGCGGCUGUCCAAGGGUGCCAUUGCAAAUUUGUGUGACCUCCUACGUGAGGAUCUUCAGCCGCACUCUACUGCCAGAACGGCAUUGUCUGUGGAAAUGAAAGUGACCACUGCCCUGAACUUUUUCGGCACGGGAUCUUUCCAGGGUGCGACGGGGAACAUGUGCAACAUCAGCCAGGGAGCAGUGAGGGCGGCCAUUCAACAGGUCACUGAUGUGCUCUUCAACAGAGCUGCAGGGUUCAUCAACUUUGGUAUUACGCCCAGGCAGCAGAGGGAAAGAGGCAAGGACUUCUGCUGCAUUGCUGGAUUCCCUAAGGUGCAGGGCAUUAUAGGAGGCACACACGUGGCACUAAAGGCACCGGCAGAACAGCCACUCAUAUUCGUGAACAGAAAGGGGUUCCACUCGCUGAAUGUUCAGAUUGUCUGUGACGCCCACCAGAAGAUCCUGUACGUAAACGCCAAGCAUGCCGGCAGCUGUCACGACGCUGUCAUCGUGCAACACUCAACACUCCCUGACCUCUUCCACGAAGACAACCACGUACAGGGGUGGCUUCUCGGAGACGAGGCGUAUGCACUACAGACAUGGCUCAUGCCUCCACUGAGCCAACCCAGAACACAGGCUGCGGAGGCCUACAACCAGGCUCAGGCAUUGACAAGAGCUGUGGUGGAGAGGGCCAUAAGACUGUUGAAGAGCAGAUUCCGCUGCUUGGACAGAUCCAGCGGAGCUCUGCAGUACACGCCCCAGAGGGUGGCAAGAAUUGUCAUAGCAUGCUGCGUGUUGCACAAUUUUGCACUAGAGGAAGGCCACCUCUUCAACAUAGACGACGAGGAGCCACUGUUGCCGGAAGAGAGAGAAUUGCAGGCCCCAGCAUUUGAAGAGGAUGAUCAGGUGGAGGAUUCAGCCCUGGAUGUGGCAAGGGCCAUCCAGAAGCAGAUUGUGCAGGAAGAGUUCAGUCACUGACAUUGAACUGCAACACUAACUCCUGUGCCAGAGAGAGAAAUAAACGUUCAAACCACUACCAAUCUUAGCAUUAGUAUGUGACUGCUGAGCAGCCGACAAAGCCCAAAUAGCACUGUGACAAUAUUUAUCUCCCGAGGACAAAUGUUCAUACUGGUUGAAUGUUUCCCUUCUUGAAUGACCUCACUAUUCAUGAAUAACGGAACAUAAUUAGUGCAAAGUGUACAGUAAUAAAAACAUGUUUUCAACUGAA
Messenger RNA from Amblyraja radiata (thorny skate), 1783 nucleotides. RefSeq names its product putative nuclease HARBI1. NCBI's taxonomy places the organism in Eukaryota, Metazoa, Chordata, Chondrichthyes, Rajiformes, Rajidae. The transcript has a single exon. The record is from RefSeq and is a predicted model, not a curated record. The coding region runs from base 370 to 1533 and encodes 387 amino acids.